Molecule: messenger RNA, 1692 nt
Organism: Lodderomyces orthopsilosis Co 90-125
Lineage: Eukaryota; Fungi; Ascomycota; Pichiomycetes; Serinales; Debaryomycetaceae
Gene: LCB2
Product: serine C-palmitoyltransferase
Exons: 1
Coding region: 1-1692 (563 amino acids)
Biological process (GO): sphingosine biosynthetic process; ceramide biosynthetic process
Cellular component (GO): serine palmitoyltransferase complex
Molecular function (GO): pyridoxal phosphate binding; serine C-palmitoyltransferase activity
Source: RefSeq, a predicted model, not a curated record
AUGUCAACAUCAACAAAAACAUACUCAAAGUCAAUUCCAAACGCACCGGAAGAUAAUCGACCCAUUGAAAUCAGGAGUAAUCUUGAAUAUGGAAAACAACUGUCGAAUGACUAUUUAUACGUCUCAAAACACCCUGUUGGAGAGCCUUUACCGACCCCAAUUGAUGAUGAUCCACCAUACGCCAUCUAUCUAUUAACAUACUUAAAUUACCUCAUAUUGAUUAUCAUUGGACACAUUAGAGACUUUUUUGGAAAGAUUUUCAAACCACAAGAAUACAAGCAUUUAGUUGAAAAGGAUGGGUACGCCCCAUGGUACGAUGGGUUUGAGAGUUUUUAUGUUCGUAGACUAAAAACGAGAAUUGAUGAUUGUUUUGCCAGACCAAUUUAUGGAGCACCAGGAAGAUAUAUCAAAUGUUUCAACAGAAUAAGAGAUGGGAAAACUGGUUACUUGUAUGAUGGAACGUCGAAGGAGUGUCUCAACUUGUCUUCAUACAACUACCUUGGAUUUGCUCAAUCAAGUGGAGCUUGUACUGAUUUUGCGUUGAAGUGUGUUGAUGAGUACAGUACUUCUGGAUGUUCACCAAGAUUAUACUGUGGUACAACCGACUUGCACCGUGAAUGUGAAAGAGUUAUCGCAGAUUUUGUUGGAAAAGAGGAUGCCAUUAUUGUAAGUCAAGGAUACGGAACAAACGCAACGUUUUUCGCAUCUGUGGCUGACUCAAAAACAUUGAUUAUCUCCGAUGAAUUGAACCACGCAUCAAUUAGAUUUGGUAUUAGAAUUUCCGGGGCAAUCGUUAAGGUCUAUAAGCACAAUGAUAUGAAAGAUUUGGAACAAGUUAUCCGUAAUCAAAUUGCACAAGGGCAACCAAAGACUCACAGACCUUGGAAAAAGAUUAUAAUUGCAGUAGAAGGUUUGUACUCCAUGGAGGGCAACAUGUGUAACUUACCUGAGAUCAUUGAGCUAAAAGACAAGUAUAAAUGUUAUUUGUUUGUUGAUGAAGCGCACUCUAUUGGCGCUUUAGGCCCAGAAGGAAGAGGAAUCUGUGACUAUUUUUCAGUAGAUCCAGCUAGGGUCGACAUUUUGAUGGGUACUUUGACCAAGUCGUUUGGUGCUACAGGUGGUUACAUUGCUGGUGAUAAAAUAUUAAUCGAUAGAAUGAGAUUAGACUAUCAAACUAAUUCAUACAGUGAGUCUGUACCUCCACCGGUAUUGGGACAAAUUAUCUCAUCAUUGAAUGUCAUUAGAGGUACUCUUAAUCCUGGAGAGGGGCAAGAGAGAUUACAACGAAUUGCUUUCAAUUCGCGGUACUUGAGAUUAGGAUUGAAAAAGUUGGGAUACAUUGUAUACGGUGCUGAUGACUCACCUGUUAUUCCAGUGUUAUUAUUCUUACCUUCCAAAAUGCCAGCGGUCUCGAGAAUGUUGUAUGAUUUGGGAAUUGCCGUGGUUGUUGUGAGUUAUCCAGCAACUCCAUUAGCCAGCGCUAGAGUAAGGUUAUGCGUCUCUUCGGCAUUAACGAAAGAGGAUUUGGAUUACGUGCUUGAGAAGUUUAGUCAAAUUGGCGACUUGUUAUACUUGAAAUUUAGUAGUGGUAUUGCCGGAGGGUCCAAGACACCCGGAAAACCGCCACGUUGGACCAUUGAAGAUGUUUUGGCAACCAAUGUCGAGGAUAGUAAAAGACCUAAAUUACUAUAA